AUGACCAUUCUCUUCAUCUUCUUCAUCUUCCUCGUUAUCUCUGAUGGAGCUGCUUCGACCGAGGGCUCGCUCCUCAAGUUCUCGAGCCGAGACGAGCUGGUGGAAAUGGCAGGAUAUGGCGAGAAGAAGGUGUCAACCAUCUUGGUCGUUGGCUCGGUUUUGUGCGUGGCUCGCCUUCCCAGGGAAGCUCAUCAUCAACUUCAUGCUUGGCCAGUCUCCGGUGCUUUAAUUGGUGUAAAAUGUCAAAAAAGCAAGAGCAGGAUCAGAUCAAAUUGGACUCAAGGCUCCACCGAUGAAUUUGGAGACUUCACGAUCGAUCUCCCUUCCCACCUCCAUGCCGUUCCGGACCUGCCCAAGAAAUGCUCCGUUCGACUCCUCCGAGUCCCAAGAAGCUCGACUUGUCGACCGGCUCAUGGUCAUAGGCACAAGAGGUUGAAAUUAGCUUCGGUUCGAGACGGGGUUCGCACUUACAAGGCGGGAAACAUAAGGCUUGUGCUCAUGCAGUCCUCAAGGCUUGCAAAGCAAUAG
Molecule: messenger RNA, 528 nt
Organism: Eucalyptus grandis
Lineage: Eukaryota; Viridiplantae; Streptophyta; Magnoliopsida; Myrtales; Myrtaceae
Exons: 2
Coding region: 1-528 (175 amino acids)
Source: RefSeq, a predicted model, not a curated record